Parnassius apollo (apollo) is the source of this 1572-nucleotide messenger RNA. NCBI's taxonomy places the organism in Eukaryota, Metazoa, Arthropoda, Insecta, Lepidoptera, Papilionidae. The record is from the annotation of a GenBank genome assembly.
AUGCCAAAGAUCAAUUGCAAAGGCUGCAAAAGAGUAAUAUAUACUAAAUGCAGUGGACUAAGUGCAACAGAAUUGCGUGUUGUUGCACUCCAAACACCCAAAUUGUCGUACCUAUGUGAUGACUGCGAGGAGGGGCUAAGGCAGAUUCCAGAUCUUCGCAGACUUGUAACAGAACUUCAACAGCAGGUUCAAGAGUUAAGGAAAAACCAUAUAAACGUAGUGAAUUUGGACACAGUGAUAAAUGAAAUUCAGGAAAGAAAAAAUCGUAGUCGUAAUCUUAUUGUGUUUGGAAUACCUGAAUCUACAGCAAAUUCACCAGAAGAAAGAAAAAGUCAUGAUAAAGACCAGGUUUCUAAAACUAUAACCUCACUGGCAACUCCAGAACCGGAAAUUCUCACUGUCAUCCGUUUGGGUAAACCUGUAUCCAAAAUUGAAAAGCCGCGUCCUAUCAAGGUAGUCCUGGCCAAUAAACAUAAUGCUAUAAAUGUUCUGAAAAAUAAAGGUAAGCUGCCAAACUCUGUUAAAGUAAAGGCUGAUAUGACACCAUAUCAAAGAGAUCAACUUAGGAGACUUCGUGGAGAACUAGCGGCUAGAACCGAAAAAGGUGAGCAAAAUCUUACGAUCAAAUAUAUCAAUAACAUACCAAAGAUUAUAACAACUACAAAAAAACUAGCACGUCAUAAUAUCACAGAACUCCGCAUACUAUACACGAAUUUGGCUUCCAUUAUGGCAAAAUUUGAUUUAUUUCUUCUUGAAGUUAAUACACAUAAACCUGCUUUUAUUUUGAUAUCAGAAACUCAUUUACAUUCUGGAAUUGAUGACAGCCUUAUAAAUAUAAACGGAUAUACGCUCUUCCGGUUGGACAGAAGAGAAAGAAAAGGGGGAGGAGUAGCAAUGUAUGUUGCACAUGACGUUAACAAUGUACCUGUUAUAUCAAAAGUGAAUAAAAUAUAUUAUAAUUCUUUGGUUGAGGCAUUAUGGCUAGAUAUACACUAUGGAUAUUUAGAUUUACUUUUAGCUUGUGUGUAUCGUCCUCCCUCAAAUGUUUUAACAAGUGCUGAUGAAAUAUUACUUAACACCAUAGAAAAGGUAGCCUCAAAGCAGACAGUGAUUAUUGCAGGUGUUUUCAACUUACCAAAUAUAAAAUGGCCUCUCGAUAAUUUAACCGGACAUAACAAGCUAUGCGAAAGCUUUGUAGCAAUGUAUUCAAACAGUAAUCUCAAUCAGCUUGUAACACACAUCACAAGGAAACGUAAUAAUGCAGAAUCCCUACUAGAUCUUAUACUGUGUAAUGAUGAAACUUUAAUAACUGAUAUUAAGUAUCUUCCGCCCAUUGGAAAGAGUGAUCAUUUGGUCAUACUGGCUUCUAUGCAGAUAAUUAAUAACGAUAGUAAAGUGCCUAUAAUAAAGAUUUUUGAUUUUUAUAAAGCUGACUAUAACAAAAUUAACAAAGAUUUAGCAGAAAACUUUAACAUAAUUGGAAACCAAGUAGAUAAAAUGUGGCUAUCAUUUAAAAAUCAAAUACAUACAUCACUUGAAAAUUGUGUAAAAAAAAUCACAGAGAAUAAAUAA